CUUGGCGCCUCGUUCGAAGUUUGUCGUUUUUUUCCGCGUGGUUUUCGUUUUUAUUAUUCUCUCUAGUACUCCCACUUUUCAGGAUAUAUCCUUAGUGUCACCGAUUACUAAUACAAAUAGAAAUAUUUGUGUUAUAUCUGAACUUACCUUUAUAGUCACAGGAUAUUAUCCUUGCUACUUUUACUGUUUCAGAUUACUGAUUAAGGUAUUACCACAUCGAGCAUCUGACUCUCAGUGCCCAUAUUACUCCUGUCUUUUGUUUUGACAUAAAAUCAAACAACCUAAGUCUCAUAUACUUGCAGUCCGACAGUUCUGUAUUGAAUUUAUACAAAAUGCCAGUUAAGCUAUCGAAGCGUCGUGCUUCAUUAUCGGCUGAAAACUUCAGCAAAAGACAUAAAUCUAGCAAGCCUAAACAGCAUGGCACUACACUUUCCCCUGAUCUGACACAGGUGCUAAAUAUGUCAAAAUCGGAUAUCAUUACCUCUUCACCUUCUUGCGUUAUAAAUGAUUUUAUCAGGGAUAUUUGCAAUAGUACAGGUUGUGAGCCAAGCAUUUUGGACUCUUACCAAGUCACACUAGCUGUUAAUAAAAAGCCUGACACUGGCUCCUCUGAUGUGGUUGAAUCUACACCCUCCAUUUGCCAUACUCAGGAUUGUCAGUCAGAAGGUCCGAACACACAUGUGGCCUCACUAUCAUCGAUACAUACUAAUAUCAAAUCUUUUGACUGUGUCAAAAGAAAUGUUAACUCCCCCAAAUGCUUAGUAACCUUAGACGUUGACCUUGAUAAUCAUUGCAAUACACAGGCAGAUUUACUGUCAUCUAGUUCCAUUCAAUUGGAUGCUUUUGAGCAGGCUACACAUAUGCCGGCACAGAGGGCAGAAUGCAGCACCACCGCUACUGUUAACGAUAAAGCCCCCCAUCGCAAGAAUUUCCAUCGGUCAUCAGUAACCCAUGGACACCAACCUAAUGCCAAAUUUGAAAAAACAAAUUGCUCUUUGCCUACGCAAAACACAUCCAACCAAUCCAAUAGCCUGGAUAGCACAAACAUCCUUCCGUUAGUCCAUGAUCUCUUACCCCUUAGGUAUCUGAUAAAGCCUGCUGACUAUCCUGACUAUGAUACGCUACAGUCUUGUGAGAGAAUUAUAGACCAUAUUUCCACGGAAGUGAUCAAACGGGUUCAGUGCAUGUAUAAUGCAAUUGUUUUCAAUGUGCCCGACAGUACGAACAUUAAAACACUGAAAAACGCACUUCUAAAGGCAUGCGAAAUACCAGAUUCCCAUUGUACCUGCAAACGACUGCGUAAAUCUUCAGCUAAUACAUCUUGUCCAAUAAUGUUCGAGUUUAAUAGCAUUGUGGAUGCUAGUCGCUUUGUAAAUAACCAGCAUCUCUUUAGGAAAGCAAGUAGCUUUAAAAAUGUACGUAUUAUUCACGACAGGACACCAAUCCAGCGUCGUGCCAAACAAAGUAUCCCAGCAGAUGAAAUAAAUAACCAAAAGGAUACAACCGGCCCCACUGAUGUCAAUACAAAACACCACCUAAACCUUAAAAGAAGUCCUCCACCUAGUGACCCUAAAAUGAAGCUUGAUAUGGUUACCAAUACUAAAUCUAGUAUUUCUCCAGUUGUUAAACAACCUAAAAAGCACUCAAUUGCUGCAAAAGAUAUCAAUAAAAAUCUCACUCGCCAUGCUAGAACUAUCGAAAACCCUUGUAAUAUCUUCACAUCUAGCUCUAAGAUUCCGAAUAAAAAUGUAAGGAACAAAACUCUUAUGCCUGGCAUACACUCCGUCAAGCCUGAUUCAGCGUCUCCUAUUACUCAUACGCUUAAAUCUCCCAAAAGGACGUCUCUGGUAUCAAAUAGAACUGACACUAGUCAACCUAUCUCAUUCUCUUUUCCUCACCAUUUUAAUACAACCAGUUGCAGCUACCCAACUUCUACUAUAAGGUUGCGUAAUACCAAAUAUAACUAUGCCCAUAUUCCUGGUGCACAGCCACAUGGACUCAAUCGCCUAAACUUUCAGCAUAGCCUGCUUGGGGAUCCACCCAGUAAAUGCUACUUCCCCAGAAACACACUCCCCCGACACCAAAACAGUCUUUACAACUUUCCAACUAAUCAAUCCCCUCACCAUUUUUUCUCUUUUCCGCACCCGGCAGUAAUGCCACCAAUCAACCUGAUGUCAAACAGUCUGUUUCCUUACUCUCAAAUGUGCCCUCUUCAGACACCCAGGAUACCCCAGUUUCCGUAUGCCCAUCUCCAUGCGAUCGUGAACUGAGUGAUCUACCAUGGAAACCAUCUUCUUUUUCACAGAACCUUAACGAAAACGAUGAAGGCUUUAUGGACCGAACACUCGAUGUACCGGUCAGACUGUCAUCUAAUUUUCAUUUAACCUCAG
This is a messenger RNA of Trichobilharzia szidati, 2390 nucleotides long. The record is from the annotation of a GenBank genome assembly. Lineage: Eukaryota; Metazoa; Platyhelminthes; Trematoda; Strigeidida; Schistosomatidae.